CGACGGGCGCAAGCUGAGGAGCCCUUGGAAACUGCAUCACUCCACACUGCCCGUCUCCUCACGCUGACGUUCUUGGCUCUUCCUCAUCUUAUUUUGGAUGCGGCUCUAACCGCAAUGGCUGAGGUAUCGUCGCCGGCAGCGGAGACGGAGGCGGGAAAGCGAGCUCCCUGCUCGGCGGGGCUGGUCGGAGAUGUGGAGUCCAAGUGCCAGCUCGCAAACGCUCCGGCUGCCGGCGCCGCAGUGGUGAUGGAGCCGCUCUGCCCUCAAGCAAAGCCCGGCACCGCAUGCAGCUCGGGCUCGGCGGUUGCAGGGAGGGGAGUGCGCGUCUUAAAGAGGAACAUGAAGCGCAAUGCCAGUAGGAGUUGCCUUGGAAAGAAAAGUAAUUUGGGUUUACGGGAGAGAGAGUGGCUCAAAGGAGAUAUAAGAAGAGGUUGCAUAUAUAUUCAUGGAAAGGAGAUGGUAUCAGCAAAUGUUUCUUCCUCCACCUCUUCGUCUGGUACUUCGCUAUCAUCCACUUCCUCAUCAUCUGGCCCAGAUCUUCAGUUGGUACUCUGCAGCACUGAAACAACGACAGCAGAGCUGUGCACUCAGGAUAGUGAUGAUUUGUAUCUGCAGCUCCAUGGUGAUUUCAUCAGGAGACUGAAUCCAGAUGAGAGGCCUCUGCAAAUCCUUUAUGAUUAUCUAUCUGGAUUAGGUUUCCAGGACCCGCUUCGGUUACAAGAGGAAGCUGCUAUUGCUGAUUUGAGCUGCAUGAUCAGAUAUUUUCAUGGAAAGCCAAGUAGCAUAGAGCAACUGGAUCAGAUCCUUCUCUCUGGUGUGUUCAGUGUACGGAAAGGGAAAACUCAGUUGCACAAGUGGUCAGAACGCCAAGUCAUUCUCUGUGGUACCUGCCUAAUUGUGUCUUCAGUAAAGGAGUGCCAGAUGGGAAAAAUGCAUGUACUUCCUCUCACUGGAGGCAAGGUGGAAGAAGUAAAAAGAAGACAAUACUGCCUCAUGUUCAGUUCUGCUGGGCAGCAAGGACAAACGUACUAUGUGACCUUUGAUUCAUAUCCAGAAUGUUUACGGUGGUUCAGACAGGCAUCCAAGGUGGUCUCACAGCGAAUUGGUACAGUUGAUCUGUCAUGUUACAGCCUUGAGGAGCUUCCUGAAUAUCUCUACUUCAGUCAAGAUAUCACACAUCUUAAUCUACGGCAUAAUUUUAUGCAUGCUGACACUGGACUCUGCAACCUUAACAGAUUCACUCAACUGAAAAGCCUGAAUCUGUCGAAUAAUAAACUGACAAAAUUUCCAGCAUCCUUAUGUGAAAUUGCAACUCUUACCGAAGUCAACCUCUCUUGUAACAGGAUACAUGACAUUCCCGAAGAGAUUGGAAACUUAAAGAAUCUACAGACUUUUAUUCUGGAUGGGAAUUGUCUUCAGAGUUUGCCCUCAGAAUUGGGAAAUGUGCAACAGCUAAUUCAUCUUGGCCUGUCCUUCAAUGACUUCAAAGUGAUCCCAGCAGUGUGUACGAUUUUGACAGCUAUAGAUAAACUUAGCAUGGCUGGAAACCAUUUGCAGACGUUAACAUUGGAAACACUGGGACAGAUGACUCAUAUUAAGCACCUGGAUCUUAGGUUGAAUUCAAUUGAGUCAGUGAUGAUGGGCAACCUGGAAGCUAUUAACCAUGUAAUUUAUCUGGAUCUGCGUGACAAUCUCCUGACUGAACUUGACUUGAGUGUGUUUGCAAGUAUUGAACAUCUGCAUUGUGAACGUAACAAUCUGUCCUCCCUUACUUUAAGUGGCUUUUCUCUGAGGACAUUAUAUGUUGGCUCCAACCAGUUGACAACAUUGAGCAUAUAUCCACUUCCUGGACAACUGGUUCACAUUGAUCUCUCAAGAAACAAAUUGGAAGCUGUACCUGAUUGGGUCUGUGAUGCCAAGAAACUCGAAUUUCUGGAUGUCAGUCAUAACCAGAUUACAGAAUUACCUAUGAGAUUAUUGUGUAGCUUGAGCCUACAGAAACUGUUCGUUGGACAUAAUCAUCUUCACAGUCUGCCAAAUCAGUUGGAGCACAUACCUCUGGAGGUUUUCGACGUACAACACAAUCAGCUCAAUGAGCUUCCAGAAUGCCUUUUCCUUAAGGCUUUAAACUUACGAUGUCUCAACGUGUCUGCAAACAAUCUGGAAUCGCUGCCUGUUAGCAGUGAUACUGAAGAGAGUCUCAGUAUGCUGCAAGAACUUUACUUAACUGGAAACAACUUGACUGAUAAGUAUGUAUCAACACUGACUGGACAUCCACGCCUUCGAGUACUCCAUUUGGCUUACAACCAACUUCAGUCAUUCCCAGCCAGUAAACUGUCAAAGUUAGAGUUACUAGAAGAACUGAAUCUAAGUGGGAACAAACUGAAGGCUAUUCCUACCACCAUAACCAACUGCAAGCGAUUGCACACACUCAUUGUUCACUCCAAUAACGUUGCAGUCUUUCCAGAGAUCUUACAAUUACCUGAGAUCAAGUUGGUUGACCUCAGUUGCAAUGAUCUUACAGAGAUAAUGAUACCUGAGACCCUUCCAGCCACAUUGCAGGAACUGGACUUGGCUGGCAACCCAAAUCUUGUUCUUGACCACAAGACCUUAGAAAUAUUCAGUCAUAUCACCACCCUGAAAAUUGAUCAGAAGCCUCCUGCAUGUAAUGAUUCAGUUGGAAUUUCGACUCUCUGGAAUCAUGGGUAUUCUGAAAUGGCAGGGCACCGAAAUAAACUCUGUCUUUCAGUUCUUGCCCUGGAUAGUUUUGGGGAUAACCCAGAAGCAUUAUACGGACUGUUUGAUGGAGACAAGAACAUGGAAAUUCCUCGUUUAUUGCAGUGCACUGUGGGAGAUGUAUUGGCCGAAGAAUUGCAGCAGUCCUGCGUGGACACUGUUUACAUGACUCACACAUUCCUCGUCUCACACAGAAAACUAGGGAUGGUGGGACAGAAGUUGAGUUCUUCGUCUGUGUUGUGUCACAUUCGUCGUGAUCCCAGUGACCACAGUAGCUACUUCACUCUUACUGUGGCUAAUGUGGGCAAUAGCCAAGUAGUGUUAUGCAGAGAUGGGCAGCCGCUGCCACUUUCAAAGUUGUUCAGUCUUGGACAGUGUGCUGAGGAACUUGGAAGAGUGAAGCAACAAAAAGCCAUUAUAACUGAGGACAAUAAAGUGAAUGGUGUUACUUCUUGUACCCGUCUUUUGGGCUGCACCUACCUCUUCCCAUGGGUCCUUCCCAGACCUCACGUCCGCACCAUAUCACUUACCGCUCAGGAUGAAUUCCUUAUCUUGGGUAACAAGACACUCUGGGAAAAUUUGUCCUAUGCUGAGGCAAUAGAAGCUGUUAGGACUGUGCCUGAUCCUUUAGCUGCAGCCAAAAAACUUUGCACCCUCGCUCAGAGCUAUGGCUGCCAUGAUAAUGUUGGUGCUGUGGUAGUGUACUUGAAUGUUGGGGAUGAUAACUGUACAUGUGAAGUUCAAGGAGUUCCAUUAGCUAGUCCAACUGUAUUUGCUCCUAUUAACAUGUCAGUAAAAGAUGGUACACAUUUUUCUGGCACCCCAUCAUCCAGCAGUGGGAUAGCAUCUGAAUUCAACAGUGAGAUGUCUGCUUCUGAAGUGAGCAGUGAAGUGGGGUCUACAGCAUCAGAUGAGCAGCCAGCCACAAGCCUGGAAGCUUCUACAAUCCCUCGUGCCGAACGUCGCUGCAGCCUCCAUCCGAGUUCUUCCACCAGUGUUUUCCAGCGACAGCUAUCUAGUGCAACAUUCUCCAGCAACCACUCAGAUAAUGGCCUUGAUAGUGAUGAUGACCAACCAGUAGAGGGAGUAUUCUCUAAUGGCAGUAAGCUGGAAGUAGAGGUGGAUAUCCAUUGUGUCCAUUUCCAAGUUCCAGGAAACUCCAACAUUUCACAAGGUCAUGAUGAGGGAUUAUUUGUCAACCUGUCUGGGGAUGACAGUCCGCAGUCAUAUAUAAAAGUACAAAAACAAAAUGAUAUAAACAGUGGGUCGUUGUUAGUGAGUAACAAGGAAGGAAGUGAUAUGAAGAAGUCUUCAUCUGCAUCAAACCUGCAGGGUAAGAAAUUUUCAAAUGGAUCUGUGGUCCCUCUUGAAAAAAGCCACAACAUUAUUGAGGUGGCUACAGAGGCACCAAAGAAAAAAUGUGGAUAUUUUGCUGCACCUGCACAGCCAGACCCAGAGGACCAAUUAAUUGUGCCGCCAGACCUGGAAGAGGAAGUGAAAGAGCAAAUGAAGCAGCAUCAAGAUCCUAUUUCAGAAGCUGAAUCGGAAAGAGACCCUAGAUUUACUCAGCAGGAGGUCUAUGACACAGCACUGUAACACAGUAUUCUUUCAAUGGAAUUACACUGAUGUCAAAAUGAGGGUUAGGAUAGUACUAUAUUAGAUAUUUGUGCAAAAUAUAAUCACAUCAUCACUAAAUAUUAUUUAAAUUGUACAUAAAAUAGAUUACAAGAUGCUUCAGCAUUCGUCAAAAAACAAAAUCUAUUGUGUGGUGUUGGCUUUGACCUAUUGAGAUUGUUAUCUUGUGAAGGUUUUAGGUUUUCAUUUUCAAUUAAAGCUGCAUUAUCCUUCUCAUAAUAUGAACAAGUAUUUAAAAAUAGUUUUCUAAAAAAGAUGGCAUCCAAUUAUAGUUGUGGUUGCCUGUGUAAAAUGUUUACAAAGUUUCCUUGAGUUAUAAAUGAACUGCAUCGAAGUCCAUUUUGUUAAAUUAAAAAAGAGUAGCAGCUUCCCUAAGUAGGUAGUGACAUUUUCAGUGGUUUAAGUUUUUUUUGCACUUUGGUGAGAAGACUUGCAUCCUUUCAUCUCGGGUAGACAGUUUACCUUUAACCAAAAUAAACAGCUUGAAAUCUGCAGAUUUUAAAAUCAAUAACGCAAAAUGACCAUAACCUGUCUUAGAUCUUUUGAGAUGUUUGGUUGCAAUGUCUGUCAAGGUUGCAUGGCUCUCUCUGCCCUACUAAUAAUUUUUGCUGCUAAGCUCUCCAAAGAACUGAGCAACCUUUUCAUUCAUCCUGGUUUAGGAAAGAUGGGCUUAAUGUUUGUAAACUUAAAUCUAAGUUGAAGCACAUUAAUACGGCAGCUUUGAAUUUAAAAUACAAACAUCUUCCAGGAGCAGAGAAGCAUCUCUGUACAAAUUGGCUUUAGAAUAUGCUUUGUUUUUAUUAUUUCAUAUUGCAACCAAUCAGUGCAAUUUGGCUCACAAUUUUCCUGGAAAAUCUGUCCUCUGAUUAUAGCUGGUAAGGAAAACUUGGCUAUAAUUUACAUGUUAGAGAAACUGCAAUUGUUUUUACUCAUCGUUAUUUGUCAGGGAGUCUGUAGGUCUGCUCAGAGGAUUAGACACAUGUGCUUUGUAUAAUUAAGCAUAAUUUAAUUGGUGGCACAUAUCAUGUAGUUUGUAAUAUAUUUAUCAGAGGGUAAGAAAUGUUCUUGAGUCACAGAGGUUUUGUCAGUUAAAAUCAUUUUAAACAAAUCUAUAUAUUUAAAACAUGCUGAGGUAGAGGAGCAAAGACAUUUUGACUAUAGUCUUUACUAUAUUUAAUUGCACUUAAAUCUUAUUUUCUACACGUUCAAACUAGGCAAGCAAGACUUAAACUUUGUUCAGACAACACUUUAUUUCUAAUGUAGGUGACAACAUCAUCUGAUGUUUUUGUGCAAUAUCAUCGAACAGUUAUUUAAGCAAAGUUAACUUUAUUUUACUGCCCAUGUGAAAGCUUUAGCAUAGCUGUGAAAGCUUUUAGCAUUUUCAGAUUUUAUUUCUGUUUUCCACAUCAGGAGAAUUUGCUUUAGCAAGGUAAAAUUUUGCUUUUAUGGCCUGAUUGAUACCAUGGCCGUUUUUGUUUGCGUGCAGGGAAAAGCUGAGAUCCUUAGCACCAACUGUGCAUGAGAUUGUGAAAUAACAUCAGGAAGUACUGUUUUUAUUUUGGGUCUAUAACCUUUUAUCAGAACUGAGGAAACAUGAAUAUAACAAAGUUCAAGUUGGAGAGAAAGUUGGGUGGGAAGAGAGAUCAAAUGAAGAUUAAGUGAUAGAAGUGGUGAUGAUCCUGGCUGAAAGAGCAAGGUAAGAUUGUGGAGUAACAAAAGAUCUGUGGUGAGGUGUACAUUGGAGGAACCUUCUCAAAUCUGAAAUUACAAGAGGGAAAAGUCAGCUGGUAAAGUGAGAUACAAAUUUGCAAAAACUGAUUAGCUGGAUUUGAUACUGAGUCUUGAGAGCUGUAAUCUGCUCAGCCAGAAGAUGAGAUGUACUUCAUUGGAACAGUGUUGGAGACUAAAGACAACCAGCUGCAGAGUAGCUGUGCAGUGGAAAAUGCAUUGAACAGGCAAUUAGGAGUUCAUAGUUAGCCUAUAUGUAAGAGACCAGCAAGAGCCAAACUACCCACGUGACCUUCCUUUUGAUCUGCUUGCUCUGAAUGCCCAACCAAUGAGAAACAAUUGACACUUACUGUCACAAUGUGCCGGGUGCUUAGCAAUGACGGAGCAAAACUAAUUUCUGUUUCUGGUAUUAAUUUGCUUCUGUAAUAAGUCUGAUAGGAUUAUUUAAUCUAGAAAAUUGAGAGUUGUCUGCAGUUUAUAAUGUUAAUAAAAUGACAGUGGCCAGAAGUUAAACCUUGAAAAAGUAUUCCACCCAUUUUUGGUGCAGUGGGGCAGCAGCACUAGAUUUUGUCCUUGAGCUCACAGCUGUGAAGAAAUGAUGAGGGAAAAUAGGAAGGGAGGGUGGGAAAUCAAGGUCAUUAGAGUUAGAGGAGCACAGUGCUGAGUAUUCCUCCCCCCCCCCCACAUACUCCACACUGUAGAUUGAUAAUGCAGUCAAGUACAUAGAUGCUAUGAUUAGCGCUGCUUACCUGCAAAAAAAUGCAAGCCUUUUAAAUCAAGGUGCAGGAGUGUGAAUAUCAAAUUCAUGUCGCAGGGGAUUCUUUAAUUCAUGCAUGAUUUGCAAUUUGUUCUCUCUUACGUGCCCAUCAAAUCCCCUUUGAAUUUAUUUCUAUUAACCUAUACUAAAGGGUCAUUUACAACAACCAGUUAACCUACCAGCAUAUCUUGGGGAUGUAGGAGGAAACUGGCGUAUCCAAAGGAAACACAUGCAGUCACAAUGGAUUUGAGGAAUGCAGACCAACAUUUAAGGAGUUGUUCAGCUGUAUUACAUAACACAUCAUCAGGUCUAACCUGCCUCUAUAUGAAAUGUAUAAAUUUGUAUCCAAAUUCCAGCAUAUUGAUGUGUACAGAAACAGUGUUCUCUGAACAUGAACUCCUGUCAAUUUCUCACAAAUUAAAUUUUUUUGAUGUUUUUUCACCAAAAGGUAACUGGUAGGGCAGGAGAGAUUUAAAGGAUUUCAGCAGCAGGUGAACUGAACUAUGUAAAGACAGACCUUUUACAUACAGAGGAACAGAUCCUAGUGAUGGUCAGAACCUGAACCAAGGUGCAACAGAAUUCAUGGUUAUGAACAAUUGGCCUCAGAGAGAGACUAGAAUUGUUUUAAACUUCUAAUCCUUAAUUACUAUGAAUUUUUGCUUAUUUAAUAUGAUUUGUUCUACAAAUUUUUGAGUGGAUUCAGGGAAUGGGUGGUGAGGUAGCACCAGGGCUGUUUUCAGUAUCUGUGCAGGAAUUAAUUUGGUUUUUAUAUGAUGCCCUAAAGAGGCUGCUUGCAGUCUUAACUAUAUGUAAAUAUACACCUGUUCUGCAACCCCUCAGGGCAGAGAAUUUCUUCCACUGCCCUCAGAGAAGUUUCUUUGUACCUCAGUUUUAAAUGAAGGCAUUAAGAGUGUUUUCAUUCGAGAUAACAAUUUCAAUAGUGAGGAGGGGAAGUACCAAAAAGGAUGAUCAUCAGUUCCAAGAUAUGUGGGAAGAUGGGUAGUCAGCUGGUUGAAGGGUAAAAUUUCCUCGUGACACAACAAAGAAGGGGGCUAUUUGCCUCAUAAGGACUAUGUUAGCUCCUACCAGAAGAAUUUCAUAGUCCCAUUCCCCUUCUGCUUUACAUGAAGUCCUUGCAUAACUGCAUGGAUGUACCUCCAAAAAAAAUUUGACAAUAUUUGGUUCCAGGUACUUACUGAAUCAAAUACAAUUGGUGUCUCUAUUCUAAACUAAGAAGAAAAAAAAUCCUUGAUUUCCAACUUCUGAUAACUAUUCAACCAGUUCCCCCGGUAAGAAGAUUUGGUGACACCUUACUUCUGCCUCAGAUUCAAAAUAUACAAACUUGUAUCUGAAGAUCAAAGAAUUAACAGACUACAGAUAAAUAGGGUAUGACAUCGCAUUUUGUCAUCUACAGUGGAGAAAUUAUGGAAACAAUUUAGGAUAAAAUAAAUCAGAGUGAAUGCUAAUGAAACUUAUAGUUGUGGUACCUUUAUAAGUUUCCAUUGAGGUUUAAAUUUGCACAAUGUGUCUAAUUCCAUGAGUCUAUCUAUGGCAUAUAAAAGGUAGUUGGACCAAAUCAAAUGGAUGCAUUUGCCUUCUUUAAAAAAAAUUGACGAGCCUGCCUUACAAAAUAGAGCAGCACAAUAUUAUUAAGAAAUGAAUAUUGUCUUGUAUUAAUGUGAUGUUUGCAGGCUGAAACAUAGGUAUUAAUCCAAGAUCUUGUAAAUCCCACCUACUUGAUUUUUAAUCUAAAUUUUUCAUGACAAUUAAGCUUUUGUUCAUUUUUGUUAAUUGUUCUGAGCACUGAGAUUUUUUCUUACAUAGGUAUUAUACUGUAUAUGUGACUGCCAGCACUGAAUGUUGCAUCUAGCAGGAACCAUGGCUUGUGCAGGGUAGGAUGAUCUGGCAAAUUUGGAUCUGGGAUGAGGAAGAAUUUAAUUGAUGGAUAAAAUAGCCAUUAUUUAAAGUGCACAUAAUUUGAUGUUCUGCAGGGGGAAAGACAUUAAUGGUUCAAAUGAACUCCAAUUUGUAGCUUUAUAACCCUCUGUAUUACCUAUCCUCAUAGGAAUUAUAUAUGCUGGGUUAGAUCUGUGCACCUACAAACAUUUUCACUUACACAUUGCAUUAAACUUAGUUUAUUCAAUGGGUCUUAAGUGUAUACACAGAGAGAGGUUAUUUUGACAACUGAGAGUCUAUAGUCUGAAGUGUUUUACAUUACCAUAGACAUUGAUAGCAUCAAGGAAUCAAAAGCUUUCCCAUUAUAAUCUGCCGAUGAAACAAAAUGUUUAGCACUGGGUUAUAAAACAAAUUGAAUGAUGGUCAAUUUUAUUAAAGUGUAAUGCAACAGCAUAUUCCAAAACUCAUUGUAAAUACAAAGUACACAAAAUGUAAUGAAAUUUCUAAUUUUUUAUGCAGCAAAUCUUAUUGUAUCUAAAACUAAUUUGUACAUAUUGUAGCAUAUUCAGAUGAUACUGAAUAUGCCCAUAUAAAUUAUAUAUUGAGUAUUGAUUUAUAAGGUACAGUAUUUAAUAGUAUUUAAUUCAAGCAAACUUUCUGCUAACCAAAGCAGGAAGAUGAUAUGUAUUAAGUUUGUCAUUCACAAUUUUGAAGUAGACGUUUAGUCCUUGUACUGAAUUGCAGAAUGGUACAAAGCACUGGAAUUUAAGUACUAAUUUUAAAAUGUGUUAAUUUGUCCAAACAGCUCUUAGGUCUGAAGAAAGUCUCAUCAAUUUUGAAGCUUUGUUCAGUAUUGUUUAAGUUUGUAGUAUUGGCUCGAAAGGCAAUUAUUUUUGACCUUUGUUCCUUUUUUUUUACUGUCGGAACCUGCUAGAUGUUUCUCCUAUCCAGAUCAUGUGAAAUUUAAAGUAUGUUUCUCUUAUUAAUCAGGUUUUUACUUUCAUUCUUCCCUGGACACUGAACUGAAAAUGCUUCAGGAUAUUAUGCAUGUGCAAAUUGAAUGAAAUAUGCAAAAUGUAAAGUUUGGCUUCACAGGAAAGAAUCGAAGAUUGAAAACAGCUUUUGUUUGGCCCUUAAUUUCUUCGUGUGUAAUAACAAUUAACAUUUAAACCAUUCUGCUUAAUCAUUUUUUGUACAAACUAUGAAAGGAAAAACAUAACUCCUAGGAGUGAUUAAAUUUAUUGUGACUUAGUCACACAAAUUUACUAAUCUUCUCUGAGAGAAUGUAGCCAAUUCAAAAGCAUUUUACUGUGAAUAAGGCAGCACUUAGCUCAGUCCAAACAAGUGUUAAAAUCUUUUUCGUUUUUAAAAGUGCUUUUUGUUUAUUUGUACAUGGUUAAUUUUGAAAAUUAGCAGUACUUCAGACAAUGUUUCCAGUUGAGACAAUCAGAUUGGGUAAGAAUUAAUUUGCCAUUUACUAGGGAGAUUUCUUGAAAUUAUUUCUAUAGAAAUUACGUUGCUCUUUAGACAAUGUUUUGUACAAAUAUCCUAAAUUGAAAUACUUAAGUAAUUACCUACAAAUGGUAUUCUUGGUAACCUGAAAUUUUAAUGAAUUUUUUAAAUGUAUGGAUGAAGUUUACUGACUGCAUCCAGCUAAGUGGAAGUAGUGUUAUGAUACAAAUGAAAGGAUAGAAGGGUUUCUGGUUCCAAAGUGAACAUGCGAGAUGCUGCAUUUUGGAGGUUUAGGUAAUUGUGCCACUAAUAGCUAGUGCAGAGUUAUGUAAACCAGUGGUUGAUGAGGGGACAAUUCCAUGAUGUAGCACAUCAACCAUUCACUCAAUUAGUAUUCUGUACUGAUUUCAUAACUUGGUUUAAAAUAAUUCCUAUAAAUUAUUCAGUAGUUUAAUAAGUGAUCAAUAUGUUUACUCAAGGUUAAAUGCACACAUAUCAAGCUGUUGCAACAGUACAUAUUUACUAAAGUUAAACAGAAGCCCACAAUUAUCAGUUCUAGUAAUUUUUCUCAGUAAUGCAGAAAACAAGUAUUUGAAGGAGCUAAAAAAACUGACAAUUUAAAUUACAUUAAUUCUUCAAAAACUUUCUCUUCUGAAACUUUAGCACUUAAUUUCAAUGCAGAUUGAACUCAAUUUUUAAAAUUAAGCCUUUAAACAAAUGUUCAGGGAAGGCAUCCCUGUGGGUGAGAAACUUCAGGCUGCUUACAUUUGACCACUUCGGAUGACCAAAUGGCAUGAAGCAAAUUUUGCAAUUUUUUUUUUGCAGUUAUAUUGGUGAUGCUGAGAUAAUGGUAACCAGAUGUUAAUUUUUUUUGUAAUUAUUUCACUUUAUCUCAUGCCUCCAGUCCACCCUCCUGAUUUUGCUGCACUUGUGUGUAUGAUGUAAGAGAGAAGUUAUAUCAAUUGGUGUUUUUCACUGUUAAAGGUUUUUAUAAAUGCAGGCAAUUGUGAUGGAAAAAGUCAUAAUUAAUGUCCAUUAAACACAAAUUAUCACACUAUCAUUUCACUUUGGUGGUCAUUAGUCUGUUGCGAACCUUUGAGCUGCCAGUUCAAUUUAUCUGGCCUGAGUGCCUUUGGAUUCUGUCAGUGAUAUUAUGUAUAAUAAGGCUAACUUACAUUAAAAUAAGAUAAUUUCUUUAUAGAACAAUACAAACAUGUGUACAAUACAUUAACUGUACUUGGAAGGAUGUUCUGACAUGUAGUGUUUCUUGUAAGUGGUUUGCACUAUGAAGAGGUUAACCUCAAAAUUCACAGAUUUAUGGCAACGUUGGAUUGCUUGGAGCUAUAGAUUAUUUUGACACUUCUGAACACAGAUUUCAUUUUUUGCUGGAACAGAGAUGUGUAAAAUGACUUUCCAAGUCCUCCUUUCUUUGUCAAUAAAAUAAUAAAGCAUGUUUCUCAAUCAACUUUUAAAAUGACCUGCUAAUGUGCAAGAAAUGUUUUGAUUACAAUUUAUACCAACUUGCCAAUUUUCUGUUGUAAUAUUUUAAAAUGCAUCAUUUUGAUAGUGCCAUAUUCUGUGUGUAUUGCUUUCCGUUCCUGAUUCCAUGUAUAUAAACCCACUUCAGUUGGAAAAACAAAUGGAUCGGAGAAUUCUCUGCUAUCUAAUCCAUUGCAGACAAAUUUGUUCUUAAAUUAUUAAAGAAUAUGAAUAUUAAUAUAAAAAUUCCUCCAGAAUUUGACUUUCAUUUAAAAUAUCCAGCAAAUACACGACAUCCAUGAAUCGUAAUAUUUUGUGCAGAUAGUUUGAUAUUGGGACUGUGCCAAUUUGUUUACUUUUUCUCAGUUUAAAGAUACCUACUUUUAUCACUAAUGUGCCUUACACACGGCUGCUGUAGACAUUAUAGUAAAAGGUUUGUUUUAUUAGUUGGUAGGUAAUGGUGAUUUUUUUAAAAAAAACAUCAUUGAAUUCAAAUUUUUACUGGCAUUUGUAUAAUGCUUUAAAAAUAGAAAAAUCUGUUGUUUUAUAAAAAUAUAAUUGGACAAGAAGAUAGAAUUUAGUAGGAGUGAAUAAAAACUUGGCCAUGUAGAUGAAUUUUCAGGAGGAUUAAAUGGAGGAGGUAAGGUUUAGACAGGUCAUUCACAGUGUGUGUGAAGUUUAGAUGAUUAAAGUUACGGUUUUAAUUGGGUAAAUCAGGUAAAGGGAGUUACACAGGCCAGAAGUGGGGAAUUAUAGACUUCAGGGAGGAAAGGGGAUAAAAUACACCAUGAUCACAUUCAUAGGAUGCCAUUUAUACCUGGAUUAGGGUCAUUUUAGUGUUGUGGUAGUGAAGUUCAAAUUUAGUUGAGAGGAAGAAUAUAGCAUGAAUGUUAGGGUGACAUAGAGAAUUUUAAUUUUCUACUGGGGGGGACAAAGGUACUGGAGAUGCUAGCGGACAAAAUGAUUGUGAAAAGAUUUUGAGAGAUUGGAAAGAGCUGAAGGCUGAUGAGGAUUUUAGGCUUGAUUCAGGCUGAGGUAGUUGAAUACAGUUUUGGUUUCAGUCAGAGUUGUCAAAAAAAAUCUGAGAUUCUUGUGUGGUGAAGGUGACAGUGAAGAAAGCAGGAUAACAGUUUAAGGAAUAAGUUGCUACCAGGAGAGGGAACUUGCCUUUUAUUUUCUGAUAAAUGUUAAACUCAACAGAAAGGAGAAGCGAUUAAACAAAUUAAUUGACAGCUGUGGAAAUGUUCAUGGUACAUUUUUUGAAGUUGUACUACUUGUGUUUGCUUAAGAGAAAACAAUGACUAAACUGCAGAAAAUGUAAAAUCGCCAUCUAUACAUAAUGCAGGAAGCAAGAUAUUUCUGUAACAUUUAAGUAUAUAUUACACAAUUUAGUUUUUAUCAUUUAAAUCGGUACAGAAUAGAUAAAAUCCUUCAGUUCCAUAGGUUAAGUUUCUACUUUUAAGUUGUGAAGUUCUUGCUUUCUAAUGUGGUCAGCUAAAUAAUGUAAUAUAUACUUAAUAGAAUUAAACGUCAUUGAUGCUGCUUCAGGCAAAUGCUUUUUGCUGUCCUGCACUGAGCAGAACUUGUUGACCACCACCUCCUCUUACCCUCAGUUUUGGAACAAUUCAAAUACUCAGACUUUUAUAUAUAAACACAUGAAUAUAUCAGUUAUUCAUUUGUUUUUACAGUACAGGUAAAGUUAUUUACCACAUUGCUUUUAUUUAUUUGUAUACUGCUCAGUGUAUAAGAUAAUUUUUGAUUUUUGAUUUCAUGGGAAAUUUCUUUAAAAAUAUAUUCUUUGUUCUCAGUACACUUUGCCUUGAUGUGGCUAUUGUCCUGGAAAUUUACACAAGUGGGGCAUGCAAUUAAUGCUACUGUGAUUGUAAUUUAUGUAAUUUUAAUUCAUGCAGUGGUCAUUUUGCACAUGGUUCAAUCAGGACUGAAAUAUAUAAAAUAUUUUAAUGUAUAUGUAUUUUAGCAUGCAGAGUUGUGCAUAAAAUGUAAUAAUGAAAUCCUGUUCUGUUAUUAGUGUAUUUGUUUCUCUGUGCACAUCAUUGUACAGAUCUGAAGCACUUUGGAGAACUGAAGAUAGGAUUUAUGUGGUUCAUUGGUUCCCUUAGAUACCAGAAGAUGUUUCUUAAAGAUGCUGCUAUAGAUUCUGGAGGAUCCAUCUGUAUUUUUGAUUAUUUGUUCAGCCAAAGUAGCAAUAAAGAUUUAUACUGCAUAAAAUAUAUGACUAUGAAAUUUUAUUCACAGCUAAAUUUAUAAUGCAUGCCAAGAGUUUACAGAUUUUCCCAUAGGGGUCAUCUGAAAUUGAAUCCUAAUUUUUUUUUUCAUUCUCUGGUCAAAUACUAAAAUCAACAAAAAAAAGGCUGCUUCCAGUUACAGAUCACAAAAUAUAAUCUGGAUUGGGGAAUGUCAAUAACUACCAGAAAAUAUAACUUGGUAGUAUCACAACAUAGUUGUUCAUGACUUUGCUUGAGUCAUGAAUGACAUGGGUGCCAGACAGUGUGAGAACCAACACAACACAGAAAAACAAAUCAGCACACAGCAGUUACUGGAAUUCUGAAAUGAAGGAUAAUACUGGUGAAGUUUAACAAAUUAAGCAGGAUCCGUGCAGAGGAAAAAUAAGUUGCAUCCUGAUAGUGAAGUAUAAAGUUGCAUCAUGGGGCGAAACAUGAAAUGAUGCUUUCUACAGCACUGAUCAAUCCUGUAAUUAGUACAUUGUUACUGAAAGGGGGAAGCUCCAGGAGCAUCCCCACUGUCAAUGGCAUCUUUUGUCACUGAU
Molecule: messenger RNA, 14471 nt
Organism: Mobula hypostoma (lesser devil ray)
Lineage: Eukaryota; Metazoa; Chordata; Chondrichthyes; Myliobatiformes; Myliobatidae
Product: PH domain leucine-rich repeat-containing protein phosphatase 2-like
Exons: 19
Coding region: 115-4332 (1405 amino acids)
Molecular function (GO): protein binding
Source: RefSeq, a predicted model, not a curated record